Hevea brasiliensis (rubber tree) is the source of this 1633-nucleotide messenger RNA. Its product is annotated as vicianin hydrolase. The coding region runs from base 43 to 1566 and encodes 507 amino acids. Gene Ontology annotation, molecular function: beta-glucosidase activity. The record is from RefSeq and is a predicted model, not a curated record. The transcript is spliced from 13 exons. Gene Ontology annotation, biological process: carbohydrate metabolic process. Lineage: Eukaryota; Viridiplantae; Streptophyta; Magnoliopsida; Malpighiales; Euphorbiaceae.
GAGGAUAAAGGUAUAUUAUAUUGUUGAGCAGUAAAAUUAGCCAUGGAAACUAAAGGUCCUUUCAUACUCCUCUGCCUCCUAGCUACAUCCUGCAGCUUGGUAACUUGCAGCUAUGGUGCAAAACCUAACCGUUUGAUGCCUUUUAAUCGAAGCAGUUUUCCUGAAGAUUUCAUAUUUGGAGCUGGAUCUUCUGCUUACCAAACUGAAGGAGCAGCACUUAUAGAUGGCAAGGGGCCAAGUAUAUGGGAUAUUUUUGUUAAGGAACAUCCAGAAAAAAUUGUGGAUCGGAGCACUGGAGAGGUAGCUGAUGAUUUUUAUCACCAUUACAAGGAAGACAUAAAAUUGAUGAAAAAGAUUGGUUUGGACUCCUUCAGAUUUUCCAUCUCUUGGAGCAGAGUAUUACCAAAAGGGAAAAUUAGUGGGGGAGUGAACCCACUUGGUGUUAAAUUCUACAAUAACCUCAUCAACUUGCUUCUAGCCAAUGGUAUAAAGCCCUUUGUGACUUUAUUCCAUUUCGAUACCCCACAAGCUCUUGAAGAUGACUAUGCAGGAUUUCUAAGCCCCAAGAUUUUGUAUGACUAUCUAGAUUAUGCGGACUUCUGCUUCAAAACAUUUGGUGAUCGAGUAAAAUUCUGGGUGACUUUUAAUCAACCAAAUAUAUUUGCCACUAAUGCAUACAACAGUGGUACCUUUGCACCUGGUCGAUGCUCCAAAUAUGCUGGAAAUUGCACUGCAGGAAACUCUGCCACUGAACCUUACAUUGCCGUCCACCACCAACUUCUUUGUCAUGCAGCUGCAGUGAAAUUGUACCGGGAGAAAUACAAGGCUAUUCAAAAGGGACAAAUUGGGAUUACAACCGUAACCCACUGGUUUACACCCAAAUACAAUACAACUUCCAGCAAAAGGGCUGCUUAUAGGGGUUUAGAUUUCUUCUUUGGAUGGGUUGCAGAUCCAAUUACAUUUGGUGACUAUCCCCAGAGCAUGAAGGAAUUUGCUGGAAAUAGACUGCCCAAAUUCACCAAAGAGCAAUCCAAUAUGCUAAAAGGUUCUUAUGAUUUUCUUGGCCUAAAUUACUACACCACAUUUUAUGCAGAAAGUGCUCAUUUGACUAACAGAGUCAAUCUUAGUUAUGUUGAUGACAGGCACCUCAAAAUGACUUCUGAAAAGCAUGGCAAGCCCAUUGGCACACCGACUGCUUUGGACUGGCUUUACAUUUAUCCCAAGGGAUUGCAAGAGCUUCUAGUCUAUAUAAAGGAAAAUUAUAACGAUCCAAUUAUUUCUAUUAAUGAGAAUGGAAUGCCUGAUAGUGACUCCUUGCUACUCAAAGUUGCCCUUAAGGAUGGCAUGAGAAUAAGAUACCAUAGUAGCCACCUAUCCUCUAUUUUAAAGGCUAUCAAGGUGGGUGUCAAAGUGAAGGCAUACUAUGUGUGGGCAUUUCAUGAUAAUUUUGAAUGGGGUCAUGGUUACACUGUCCGAUUUGGCAUCGUUUAUGUUGAUUAUAAGAAUAAUCAGAAACGUUAUCUCAAAUACUCUGCUUAUUGGUUUAAAAAAUUCCUCCUAAAUUAACAUUUAACCUAGCUAAUCCUAUGACUAAGCUGCAACUAAAUAAAUAGAAAAUCAACAAUUUUCUCAA